AUGGCCGUCGUCGCGCCGCUGCGGAGCGUGGCGAUGCUGCGAUGCGACAACGUCCGGGUCGACGGCCACAGUUUCGAUCUCUCGCAGCUCGGCGGGCCCCACUCGGUCGUCACGUCCCGCUAUGAAUCCAUCCCCGACACGCAUCACAACUUCACCUACACCCUCGACAUCUGCAAGCCCCUCAAGAAGAGCGGCAAGGUCAAGAAGACGGAGGAAUGCCCCAACGGAACGAGAGUGUGCGCCAUCGGCCGUUUUCUCCAAGGAGAGACGAAUGCAGUGGAGGAGGUCGUGGCCAUCGCAGGAUCCUUGGAAAACAAGGAAGGCUUGAGGCUCGUGCUCAAGGGUGGUAAGCACCCCCUGGACGGCCCUGUUCAGGAGCGCCGCGAACAGAGGGCCGUCGUCGAGUUUCUCUGUGACCCGGACAAAAAGGGUGACGAAGGCGAGUGGGAUGCCGAGGACAAGUACGAAAAGGAUGGAGGGGCGCAACGCCGAGCCGACGACAAGAAGGGCGACGACAAGAAGGGCGACGACAAGAAGGGCGACGACAAGAAGGGCGACGACAACAAGGGCGACGACAACAAGGGCGAUGACAACAAGGGCGACAAGGAGAAAUCCGCCAUCGAGCAUCAGCUCAAGAAGGAAGGAGCCGCUCUCAUCUGGGAAAGCUACGAGAAAGAAAAGGACGCCGACGUGCUGCGCUUGUCGUGGCACACCAAGUUUGCGUGCGAGAAGCGAGAUGGAAACGACGGCAAAGACAAGGACGGCAAGGACGGCAACGGCAACUCGAGCAACCACUGGGGAUUCUUCACCUGGUUCGUCAUCAUCGUCUUCCUGGGCAUCGCUGCCUAUCUCAUCUUCGGAUCGUGGCUCAACUACAACCGGUACGGAGCUAGAGGCUGGGACCUGGUUCCCCACGGCGACGCCAUCCGAGACGUCCCCUAUCUGCUGAAGGACUGGACGAGGCGAGUCCUCAACACCGUGCAGGGCACGGGCAGUAGGGGGGGAUACAGUGCAGUCUAG
Molecule: messenger RNA, 1020 nt
Organism: Hirsutella rhossiliensis
Lineage: Eukaryota; Fungi; Ascomycota; Sordariomycetes; Hypocreales; Ophiocordycipitaceae
Product: autophagy-related protein
Exons: 4
Coding region: 1-1020 (339 amino acids)
Source: RefSeq, a predicted model, not a curated record